AUGUCUGUCUUGACUGUCUACACUUCAAUAGUUGGAACUAUUACUAUUACUAUUACAAUUCUCCGCAAUCAGAGGAUUGAUCAAUAUUCUCUAUCUCUUUAUAUAAAUUUGAUUGUUAAUGACACAUUUCAUAUGCACUCUAUCUUUGAUGAUACAAGCACCAACACAAGAGGUGUAGGUGCCUUGAAUCUUCAACAUUAUAUGCACUGGUGUCGGCAGUGUUCAAUGCAUGCCACAUCCAGCAACGCUAGACAAGAUGAUCAUAAUUUGGAAUGUGAAAAGAAAAGGUUAAAAUUAAAAGAGGAAAGAGAGGCCAAGCAAAAUCAAGAGCCAGCCAUUCCCAAGGAAAAAAAAAAGAAGAAACAGUUUUUGGGUGACAAAAGGCCUGAAAACUUUGAUGAAAUCAAUUUUGAUGGAUCUGUUUAUUCAAUAUCAAAUUUGGCCACAGAUUUAGAGAUUGAUAGCAAAAAUGUAAAGAAAUUAAAGGUUGAAGAACAUAUAUCUGGUGAUUAUUUACAAUCUGAACUCUCAUCAAAGUUGGAAGCGUUGAUCCAAUCAUCAACAUCAAUAAGUGCCUGGAGUGGAGAGGACAAUUCAAUCGAUUUUUCAAAGUUGACAAAAGAUCAAUAUCCAUCUUUAAUGGAUUUUUGUGAAUCAAAUGGAUACAAGUUUCCAAAAGGAUAUGACCCUACAGGAUUGAAAUCCCUCAUGACGUCCGAUUUGGAGACGAUAAAAACUACUCCUUUCGCAUUGAAUAGCUUUGCACCACAAGCAAAAUUCAACAGUACUUUUAUCCCAUUCUCGAUAGAGUUGUUUGUCAGUAUAAUCGUCAACUCUGGAAUAGAUAUGUCCCUUGGUUUGACCGACAAACACAAAAUAUUAAGGUAUAUUUCAAAAAUAUUACCUAAUUUGGAAAAAGAAAUUGGUCAUCCAUUGGAAAGUGGCUAUCCAUUGGAUAGAUUUAAGUUUUUCGACAAGGAAAUUGAGAUCCUCAAAGCUUCGCACUUGGCUUCUUUUCCUUCAUCGUCAGAUGUAACAAUAUCACCAUCCUCUUCGUCUGAUGUAACAACAUCACCAUCCUCUUUGUCUGAUGUAACAAUAUCACCAUCCUCUUCGUCUGAUACAACAACAUCACCAUCCUCUUCGUCUGAUACAACUACAUCUCCAUCCUCAUCAUCAAAAAAAAAAAGAGGUAGAACUCGUAGUGAGAUUGUGGAUAUAAAGUUAGAAAAAUUCCCUGAUUUUAAAGAUUUUAAAUUGGAGGAUCUUAAUCGACAAUUGGAACUUAGAGAUAUCGAAUCCCCAAACAUUGAUACACAAGUCCAAGAAGAGGAAAAUAUUAAAAGAUUGAAAUUGGUUUUAUGGCAAGACAUGAAGACUUUGACUACAGCAAAUCCAGUCAAGUUAGCAUUUUAA
Cavenderia fasciculata is the source of this 1416-nucleotide messenger RNA. RefSeq lists its product as uncharacterized. The record is from RefSeq and is a predicted model, not a curated record. The coding region runs from base 1 to 1416 and encodes 471 amino acids. NCBI's taxonomy places the organism in Eukaryota, Evosea, Eumycetozoa, Acytosteliales, Cavenderiaceae. The transcript is spliced from 7 exons.